Molecule: messenger RNA, 3818 nt
Organism: Bombina bombina (fire-bellied toad)
Lineage: Eukaryota; Metazoa; Chordata; Amphibia; Anura; Bombinatoridae
Product: oocyte zinc finger protein XlCOF6.1-like
Exons: 5
Coding region: 415-1758 (447 amino acids)
Biological process (GO): regulation of transcription by RNA polymerase II
Molecular function (GO): DNA-binding transcription factor activity, RNA polymerase II-specific; RNA polymerase II cis-regulatory region sequence-specific DNA binding
Source: RefSeq, a predicted model, not a curated record
UAUAUAAGGUAGUUGGUACUUAUGUAUUUCUUUGUUUGACCUUCUCAAACUCCCCUCACCUCUAAUAAACAACUCCUUUUCACCUUUUCUGCCCCCUCUCCGCUCUCUUAACAGGGUUAAGCCAAAAAAAGCCUUUGUGUUGUAUCUGUGUGUAUAUAUAUAUAUAUGUGUGUGUGUGUGUGUAUAUAUAUAUAUAUAUAUAUAUAUGUGUGUGUGUGUGUGUGUGAUGUGUUUUAGUAUAAGUAAUAUGGGUAUAUGUGGGUUUGUGUACGCACGUGUGGGGUAUACAUGUAUACAGAUAGAUUUUAGGGGUGAAGUUCGUGUUUAUAUAUGCGUAUAGGUAUGUUUGUUUGGCCAUUAUUCUCAUAUCUGUAAUCUCUGUGCAAGUCUCAGUGUUACACAAUCUCACUGACCAUGAACAAGAUGAAGAAGAAGCUGCCUGAGCGGAUCCUGAAUCACAUCCUGGAGAUUCUUUACCUGCUGACGGGAGAGCAUGUGACUAACUCACUAACAGCGAGUCACAUGACCGGGGACAAGAUGAUGACAGAGAGGAUACUGGCCCACACCCUGCAGAUCAUGUACCUGCUGACAGGGGAGGUGCCUAUAAAGUGUGAUGAUGUUGCUGUGUAUUUCUCUAUGGAGGAGUGGGAGUAUAUAGAGGGACACAAGGAGCUUUACAAGGACGUCAUGAUGGAGACUCACCAAGCACUAAGGACUAUGGAGAUCCCAGGAAACGAGAGCUCAGAACUAACAGGUCACAGAGAUAAGAAUCUAGACACGGGAGCACUUGCAGAACAUGUACAAAAUAUUCAGCCAGUGAAGACCCCAUCAGACGUCGUUGCAGGUGGAUUUACAAACUGCAAUAAUAGUCAAGGCCAGAGUGCUGAUGCUUCUUUCAAUCUUUUUAAAAGAAGCCAACUAGGAUAUGUAUGUUCUAAAUGUGGAAAAUGUUUUAACCAGAAAUCACAACUUACCACUCAUCUUAAAAUUCAUAGUGGGGAUAAAGCAUUUUCAUGUUCUGAAUGUGGGAAAUGUUUUACUCUGAAAUCAUAUCUUAUUAAUCAUCAGAAAACUCAUACAGGAGAGAAACCAUUUUCAUGUUCAGAAUGUGGGAAAUGUUUUACUCUGAAAACAACUCUCAUUGGCCAUCUAAAAAUUCAUACACAAGAGAAAGCUUUUUCAUGUUUUGAAUGUGGGAAAUGUUUUACUUGGAAAUCACGACUUAUUAGCCAUCAAAAAAUUCAUGCAGGACAGAAAACAUUUUCAUGUUCUGAAUGUGGGAAAUCUUUCAUUCGGAAAUCACAUCUUUUUGACCAUCUGAAAAUUCAUACAGGAGAAAAAGUAUUUUUAUGUUUUGAAUGUGGGAAAUAUUUUACUCUAAAAUCACAUCUUAUUACUCAUCAGAAAAUUCAUACAGGAGAUAAAAGCUUUUCAUGUUCUGAAUGUGGGAAAUGUUUUACUCUGAAAUCGCAUCUUAUUACGCAUCAGAAAAAUCACACAGGAGACAAGAGGUUUUCAUGUUCUGACUGCGGUAAAAGUUUUAUCUGGAAAUCACAACUUGUAAGACAUCAGAAAAUUCAUACAGGAGAGAAAGGAUUUUCAUGUUUUGAAUGUGGGAAAUGUUUUACUCUGAAAUCACAUCUUAUUACUCAUCAGAAAAAUCACACAGGAGAAAAAAGAUUUUCAUGUUCUGAAUGUGGUAAAUGUUUUAUCUGGAAAUCACAGCUUGUAAAACAUCAGAAAAGAAAGCAUACAUAAAAGAAAGCAUUUUAAUUUUCUGAAUGUGGGAAAUGUUUUAUUCCAAAAUCAAUUCUUAUUACUAAUCAAACAACUAUUACACAAGAGAAAGCAUUUCAUGGUCUGAAUCUGGGGAAUGUUUUAUCAGGAUAUCAGAUCCACAACUCAGCACUACAUACUUCUUACAUCAUUGAAAAAUGAAACAUUGGUGAAACCCAUAUAAUUUACCCUUCUAUAUGUGCCAUGACAAGCUUUUAUAUGCUGUGGACGCUCUUUUUAAGAAGUGAAAACUAUAGCAUGGACGUUUAUAUAUUUAGUGAGUAGAUCAUGCGUGCCUCCUCUCAUUUCUGUCUAAAAUGCAUGGAGAUGCCUGCCUUACCAGAUGUCUUUAUAUUUCCUAAAAAUAUUUCCUGCUUUCCUGCUCUUGGCUCUGCAAAUUGAGAAGCACAGACAAGCGAUAUCAUUUUUAAAAGGAGAAAUAAUGACACCUGGUUAGGCAUACUUCUUUUAAGGGAUAUAAAGCAGUUUGUUUCAUUGUUGUAACAAAAAAAAAGACUAUGUAGUAUGGGUUAUAUUUAAUAGAAAUCAUUGUAAUAUGUAUUAUUCAUCACUUUAAGGGGAUUAUAACAUUCCUUUGGAGUUUUGCUUGGAGACACCUAUCUGCUAGCUGUAAUUAGUUUAUUGCCCAUGUUCAUUCUAGGACUUUUGUUGCAAAAAUUGUGACCAUGUAACCUAUAUUCUAUAAUGAUAGCUCUCGUAUCUAGCUGUGUGCAGUGGCUGCACUGAGAAGUGUUCAUUUAGCAAGAAAAUAAGCAAGUUGUUUGCUGUUUUUAACACAACUUGUUUCUUUUAUGUUUACUUUGAUUGAACAUAAACAUUUUUUUACUAAAGGAGCACUGCUUAAUAUCCGUAAUAUAGUUUAGGAAAUGUGCAGAGCUGAUAGCAAGCAAGCAGGAGGAGGUUACUUGUUAAGGAGAAAUAUACACUUCUACAAUAUAUUGUUAAACAGGUUAUUAAGCAAUACAAUAUAACAUGUACACAAACAAGAUACAGAAUCUUUGUUGGAAAUUACAAAAUUCUCCUCAGAAUUACUAUUUGCCAAAAACAUUGAGCAAACGUUUCCCUCAAAUAUCCAAUAGAUGUUGGAAAUGUGGCCAUGUAAAUAGUAGUCUAGCUCACACGUGGUGGUGGUGUCCUCAGGUUCAGAUCUUUUGGUUGGAGGCCAUAAUAGAGAUAGAAAUGGUAUUAAAUAUACAAUUUGCACUUGACCCUUUGAUCUGGCUAUUAAAUAAAUCUCCAGGCAUUAAAUUAAAAAAAAACAGAUUUAAACUUUUUCAAAUUAUAUGUAAUUGUAUCAAAUUGCUGAUAGCUAAGAAUUGGAAAUGCUCACAAGUACCUUAUCUAUGUGGACUUCCAAGAUGUUGAAACUUGUGGAUCUAGAAGGAUAAAACUAAUUGAAAAAUAAUAAAAUGAAUAUAUAUGCUGUUAUGGCUGUUGCUUGGGACUCUUAUCCUUUAAGCCUUAGGAAAAUUCAUUAUAUUACACAUUAAACAAGAUAGAUAUUUAGUCAGUAUUGCUUGCCCUGCCCCUUUCUUUUUCUUUCUGUAACCAUGAUAAUUAUGAUGACCAUGUUUUUUUGUGGUUAUACUGUUAAAGGGACUGUCAUGUCUAAAAAAAACUUUCAUGUUUCAAAUAGGGCAUGUCAUUUUAAAUACCUCUCCAAUUUACUUUUAUCACUAAUUUUAAUUUGUUCUCUUGGUAUUCUUAGUUGAAAGCUAAACCUAGGAGGUUUAUAUGAUAAUUUCUAAGCCCUUGAACACCGCCUCUUAUCACAUGCUUUUUUAUUUGCUUUUAACAACAGGGGAGAGCUAGGUCAUGUAAACCAUAUAGAUAACAUUGUGAUCACGCCUGUGAAUUGUGGCAGACACUGCACUAAUUGGCUAAAAUGAAAGUCAAUACAUAAUAAAUAAAAUGUCAUGUGAUCAGGGGGCUGUCAUUUACAAUAUCUUUACAUUAUUGUACAAUGUAACUGGUCAUUUUCAACAAAACAAAAAAGGAAAAAAAACUACAAUAUGUUCAAA